Python bivittatus (Burmese python) is the source of this 5218-nucleotide messenger RNA. RefSeq names its product betaine--homocysteine S-methyltransferase 1. Gene Ontology annotation, biological process: L-methionine salvage. The record is from RefSeq and is a predicted model, not a curated record. Gene Ontology annotation, molecular function: zinc ion binding; betaine-homocysteine S-methyltransferase activity. Gene Ontology annotation, cellular component: cytosol. NCBI's taxonomy places the organism in Eukaryota, Metazoa, Chordata, Lepidosauria, Squamata, Pythonidae.
UGCUUACCCUGCUUUGUGAGGGGAGGGUUGCGUUCCGGCGGCGGACGACGAGAAGCGCGGCUGGCGGGGGUGGGUCGUCAUGGCACCUAUUGGAGGGAGCUCUAAAGCCAAGAAGGGUAUAUUAGAACGCCUAGAUGCUGGAGAAAUCGUGAUUGGUGAUGGAGGAUUUGUCAUUGCUCUUGAAAAGAGAGGUUAUGUAAAAGCUGGACCAUGGACUCCUGAAGCUACAGUAGAACACCCAGAAGCAGUUCGUCAGCUUCAUCGAGAAUUCCUCAGGGCUGGAUCAAAUGUUUUACAAACAUUAACCUUUUAUGCCAGUGAUGAUAAAUUAGAGAACAGAGGAAACUAUGCAGCUGAUAAAUUUUCUGGCCAGAAAAUAAAUGAAGCUGCUUGUGACAUUGCAAAAGAGGUUGCUCAAGAAGGAGAUGCUUUGGUGGCUGGAGGUGUUAGUCAAACACCUUCAUACUUAAGCAGCAAGAGUGAAGCUGAAGUGAAAGCGAUCUUUCGAAAGCAGUUGGAAGUUUUUAUCAAAAAAGAGGUGGAUUUCUUAAUUGCAGAGUAUUUUGAACAUGUUGAAGAAGCUGUGUGGGCAGCUGAAACUUUAAAAGAGUCUGGGUUGCCAGUUGCAGUUACUUUGUGCAUUGGCCCAGAAGGAGACAUGGAUGGUAUACCACCAGGAGAAUGUGCUGUUCGACUUGUUAAUGCUGGGGCUUCCAUUGUUGGAGUAAACUGCCACUUUGAUCCAGCUACUUGUCUCAAAACUAUAAAACUUAUGAAGGAAGGUUUGGCAGCUGCUAAACUAAAAGCACAUCUGAUGUCACAGCCACUUGCUUUUCAUACUCCUGACUGUGGGAAGCAGGGUUUCAUUGAUCUACCAGAAUUUCCUUUUGCUUUGGAGCCAAGAAUUGUAACCAGAUGGGAUGUUCACAAAUAUGCAAGAGAAGCUUACAAUUUAGGGAUCAGAUAUAUUGGAGGAUGCUGCGGAUUUGAACCAUAUCACAUCAGAGCAAUUGCUGAGGAGCUGGCCCCAGAAAGGGGUUUUUUACCCCGUGCAUCUGAAAAACAUGGUAGCUGGGGGAGUGAUUUGAGUAUGCAUACUAAACCAUGGGUUAGAGCAAGGGCUAGAAAAGAAUACUGGGAGAAUCUGUUACCUGCUUCAGGUCGGCCAUAUUGUCCCUCACUGUCAAAGCCAGAUGAUUGGGAAGUGACCAAGGGAGAUCUGAUACAGCAGAAAGAAGCAACAACUGAACAACAACUGAAAGAGCUUUUCAAGAAACAGUCAUUCAAAUCCAAAAUUGUAUCUUAAAUUAGCAGCAAUUUAAUAUUGAUAAAAAUUACAAUCAAUAUUAAAUGAGCAGAAGAUACAGGAAGUGUAAUUCAUAUUCAUUAAAAUAUAACCUCAAACAUUAUCUACUUCCUUCCAGUUUGUUUAUAUGCACACAGUAAAAGAUUCCUCAUCUUUGAUCCUACUGAAAUAAUUUUAAUAGGACAGUCCAGCUGAGGGCAGACAGACAGACAUUCUGUAGCCAAGCUAGUAAAGUGUUUUCUAAGCCCUGCUGGCUCACUGCAAUUAGAAACUGUAAGAGGACAAACUAUUUUCUUUUUCUUUCCUUUGGUUCCAGUGUUAGUUUAGAGAUUUCCAUAGAAGCACUCUGCAGAUUCUUGGCUACUCUGACAUACCCCUGAAACACUCAGCUUUGGCCCCUUCUGCCAGUGUUCCACAGAUGAGUCAUGCUUGUGGAACCUUCAGCUGCAUAAAUUCCAUCACAUAAACAGGCUUAUUUCUUUGAUAACAAUUGCUGGCUCCAGUUUUGUACUUUAAGUCACAUUGCAUUGUUACAUUUCCUUCCCAAUGCCUGGGUGUAAGAUUGCAGGCAAAGUAUGAGUGCCUUUUAGCUUAGAUAUAAUUUAGCUUCAUCUGGGUUGCUAAUAUAAUUUGGGGGGUCUUUUAUUUGGAGCAAUGUUUAACAAAAUUAAAAACUAUUAAUACUUUGUUUUGUUUUUUGUUUUGCUUUGGAUAAGAAUUUAAAUCAUGUAAUUUCAUUACAAAUAUGUACCUUUAAAAUGUUCUGGAAAAUGGAAUACUUAAAAUAAGCUGCGUUGGUUUACAAGAUGCUACUGCGGUGUUUCUCAACCUCAGCAAUUUUAAGAUGUGUAAACUUCAUCUCCCAGAAUUCCCCAGCCAGAACUGAAGUCCACAUAUCCUAGUUAAGAAACACUGUGCCACUGUAAAUGUGUGCUCAAGAAAAAUCCCAAGCUUACUAGGCACUUAUACUUAUAAAAGCAGGUACGUUUUCAGCCUCAGAUGUUUUCAGUCAACCAUCCUCUAACAAACAUUUGUUGUCCAUCCAGGGAGCCAAAUAGGAAGACCUAUUCCUACAAGAUUUUUUUUUAAGCUUAUCUUUUCACUUUACAUCUAGGUGGAGCCAUAUUAAUCUUUGCAGCUGUUCUCUCUUGGUUGGGCAGAGGAUUCCUAUAUUGUAUUCUGGACAUAUGAAUACAUAUUCUAGAUUUAGAAGAUAUUCUUAAAAUUAAGUGUUUAUAGUUUAAGCAGUUUACUAUUUUGAGAUGGACAAAUAAAAUUUAUAAAACAAAAUUUAUCCUUAUUAGCUUCUCUGGGCAAGAAUAGUUAAGAACAUUUAUAAUUAAUGAAACUAAAAUAAUUCCAGUGAGAUAAUUAAAGAACUUGUUAGCACACAGCAUGGCUGACUAUUUUGUUAAGGCUGUUACUGAAUAAUUCAAUUGAAUCUAGUACUACAGAGGACAGUGCUGUAAUUCAUAGCAACCUGAGAAUUCUUUCAAGUGAACUGCAGUAUAACUCUAACAAUAAAAAGGCUACACACACACACACCAGUUCAUUACCCAUGUUUAAUAAGUGAUAAUUUUGUGAGAAAGGAAAUGUUUUACUCCUCACCGUAUAUUGCAAUUUUAGUGUUAUGUCUCUCACCAUUGGCUGUAAUAAUAGCAUUUGAAUGUACUAAUGUCAUCAAGUAUCUGUUAAUUUAAAAAAAAAAUUGAAAUGCAAGUAUAAAUUACUGAAGCCCCUUUGGAACAUUGGCCUUGAGAUCAGGUCCAAAGGCUCAGGUAAGAUUCCCGUGGGUAGCAGGGUGGCUGGUAAACAAGAAGGUUGAGCUGCUGGGACAAUUGGGGGAACCUAAUACACAAGCACUCAUACCCCAGUAUCUUAUGAGCACAGAUCCUGGUCACAGGCAAAUUUUCUCUAUAGCUCACACUUCUACCCUUCAACUGUGCAUCAAGAUGGUUGUAGACCCCAAAAUCCCAAUAGGCAGUAUUGUUGCUCUCACCAACCAAAUUUCAUUACUAUGUUCCAGGUCCACCUCUUCAUCCACUAUUAAACUACGGAUUAAAAAAAAGUCAUUACAGAUGGGCCUAUCAUUUACCAUCAGCAGCUUGAGGCCAAGGGUCACCAACAGGAAUCAGAAUCAGGGCUGGAAAUGGGGACUUGCACCAAGCUGCUAGUCACCCUUCCCCUAAAACAGCCUGCCCUGUGAUCCUGCCAGAGCUCCAACCUGUCCCCACCAGGAUUGACUCAUCUUGCCCAGCAACAUGGAAUCUACCCCACAACAUGGGUUUCUAGAUUCUUAUGGAAACUACACUCCAUACCACUCUUACAAUUACAGUCCUAUCACUCACUUUCCACUCAAGGUCAGGAAUCUGAUCACACCCUUACAUCAAACACCCUCCAAUUCUUCACUUUAUCAACUUCUACCCAUAUGCCUGAGUAGUUUCCCACUGGCUCAGGGUAAUAGUCUUCAUCUCCAUUGAUGAUGUUACUCUAGCUAGGGGCUCUCCACAACUGACUUGCACUCAGAUAUAAACAAACACCCCCUGGAACUGUAAUACAGCUGUUCUAACUUCACUGGUCUAACUAUGAUUGUCAGAGGUCCUCACAUACUGGAAUUCAGUUGGCUAUAUUCUACAGAGGUUUCUCAUGCAAUUUUUAACCCCAUCCUCUUCUUGCCACAAUUCUCAUCACAUUUCUGCCAGCAGUCAGCAGACCCCUUCCUUGGCUCUUUAUGGUCAGCCCAAGGAACAAGAGAACUGGUCUAAACCUCCCCAAUUUCUGCCAAUCACUUCAGAUCCCUAGCUUUAGUCACUGCUGCUGAUCUUCAUUUUCUCCAGUUCUAAGAGUGCCCCAUCAUAUCGGGGGAUGAAAAAUUGUACCUUGAUCCACCAUUCUCUGUGUGGCAAAGGAUUAACCAUUCCAGAAAACAAUGUUCCUUCCAACCACUCUAGUCCUUCAAUGAAUCAGCUUCCAGUCAAAGCUACAAAGUCAGCUUCCUUGAAUGACCAUUCUUAGCAGUCUAUAAAUUGGAUGGUGAGUUGCCUUCUAUUCCACUAUUUCUCACCACCAUUGUUUUUGCUCUUUCUCAAACUCUAUCAUUCACUGCAUAACUCCACUUCUCUUUCUUUAAAUCCUAAAUGUAACUCACUUCCCUAUCUUCUCAAUGUAGCUUUACAUUUCCUUGCACACAACUUUCUAACUUAUAUCUCUUUGUUUGCUCUCACGCUUUCAUUCUCAAUUUGCAAUCCAUACAACCACCAUCUUGAAACUUAUUUUUCUCAUUAAUGGUAUGAUGUGAUGAGGUUGGGCAACAGGAGCUUGGGAAUGAAAAAUCUAGACUCCUUGCAUCAGAAGUUACUAUAUAGCAGUACUGACAUUUUAACAGCACAGACUGCCACCCACUUCACUUCAUACUGAGGCAUCCUUUUUUGACAGUAAGUUCAGUAUAAACAUUGCUAUGAAAGCCAAUGUCUGCUUGCAGGAGGAACCACAGGUUACUGCAUUGGUGAUUAAACAAGAUAUAAAAUAAGUCACAGCAAUUUUAGUGAGAAUGAUAUAUACAUAAUCUCUCAACCCAAACAUAAAAUCCAUAUAGGAUAAUCAUCUUGUCAGAACAGGUUUUAUCCAUUACAUCUUGUAAAUUUUGCACAAUAUUAUGCUGUGUAACAAAGAUACCUGUUUGUGAAUAAAUUUGAUGUGUCUGGCAAAUAAGAAUAAAGAAUUGUCAAGUCAGUAAGGAAAUGAACCAACAGCUCCAGAAAUAAAUAAGGGUGUGUGUUACUGAUGUAUUUCUAACAGUUCUGCUGGACUACUAAAUUCAGAUUCAACUGAGAAAUCUGUCUUAUUGUUUGGUAAUGAUAUAUUUGUUGUUUAAUUAGCACGGUGAACUAAUAAAGUAAUAUAAAGCAUGAA